AUGGUCGAUCGUUAUGCUGGAUUAUUCGAAUAUAGAGUUUUUAAAAAUCAGUAUUCGGUAGAGUUUCUCUUACCUACUGGCGAACGUUGCAGGGAAUGUGAACGAUUUGCGAGAAGAAUUGUUGAUAAUAUGAAUGAUAGCCCAACUCGAUUAAUUGGAAUGAGACCUAAUGACGCUACGAAACUUGAGAGAGUGUAUUCCAAACCAUCAGUAAAAUAUAAUCGUCCAAUAGGUGUUGAUGAACCCCAGUUGCCAAAAUGUACCACUGUCCGAUUUUUGCUUGCUAAAGGAGAAUGGGAAAAUGAUCCUUUCGAACGGCGCAGAAUAACAGAUCCA
Messenger RNA from Paraglomus brasilianum, 336 nucleotides. Lineage: Eukaryota; Fungi; Glomeromycota; Glomeromycetes; Paraglomerales; Paraglomeraceae. The record is from the annotation of a GenBank genome assembly.